This is a messenger RNA of Tetrahymena thermophila SB210, 450 nucleotides long. RefSeq lists its product as hypothetical. The transcript is spliced from 2 exons. The record is from RefSeq and is a predicted model, not a curated record. Lineage: Eukaryota; Ciliophora; Oligohymenophorea; Hymenostomatida; Tetrahymenidae.
AUGGGUGGAAGAGGUGGAUAGAAGUGCGAGAGAGUUUAUAGUAGAGUUAUUAUUAUAAGAAAAUUAAAAAUAGGAAAACAAGCAGAGGAGUAAGAAAAAAUUAGAGUAAUUAGAAAUUUGAAAAGUAAACAAAAAAAAUAAUUAGAUUUUGUGAGAUUUGCUCAGAAAUAAAAAAGGAAUUAAUAGAAGCUCAGAAUGUGGGAAGAAUCCAGAGGGCAAAUUAUAGUGGAUUACUAAUACCAAAGAUGCGAAGAUAAGCGUUCGUACAAUAUUAGGAUAUGGAGGUAAUUUAGAGUAUAUUUUUCUAUUUGCAGAAAGAGAGGAAUGCGAGUAAAUAAAAUAAAAAAAGAGAGAAAUAAUAAUUUAACUAAAAUGAAAACUCAUACACUCAAACCUUUUAUAUAUAUUUAUAUUUGUUUGUGUAUCUAUCUAUCUAAGCAACCUUUAUGA